CGCGGGAGGGAGGGAGAGGGAGCCCCGCCCCCGGCGUCCGUCCAUGUCGCGUGUUGUUUAGACGCGCCAAAAGGCUAAAGGCGAGGCUGGGGCGGGCACAAGCACGAGCACGCGAUCCACCCCGCACACGGCAAGCAAGCGGAGGCAAAGGCGAAGGCGAGGCUACCCCCUCCCCCGGCUCGUGCUCGCCCCGCGCCCCCGCUCCAAAAGAUCUGCUGGUGACUCGCUGCGCGGGCCGCGAUGAGCUGCGGGGGGCAGGCCGGCGGGUGGCUGCUGGACUACGGGCUGGUGGAGGAGGAGAUCCAGGGCUCCGAGUUCAUCUACAUGGUCGACGACCCGGCCGUCUCCAGCGUGAUACUGGGGUUCGAUGCUCCCAGGAAGGAGGACGGCGUCCAGGACAACCCCGCCGCUAAGAAGAGAUCCCGCCCGGAGUCCAGCGCCCCGCCCGGCACUAAGGCUUGCCGUGAAAAGCUCCGGCGAGACAGGCUCAACGAGAGGUUCAACGAGCUCUGUGCCAUCCUGGAGCCCGGCAAGCCGCCCAAGGCCGACAAAGUUGCCAUUCUAAGCGACGCUGCCCGCCUCCUGAGCCAGCUGCGUGCUGAGGCCCAGAAGCUGAAGCAGUCAAAUGAAUCGCUCCAGGACUCCAUCAAGAGCCUCAAGGCUGAGAAGUCCGAGCUGCGCGACGAGAAGACGAAGCUGAAGGCCGAGAGGGAGAGGCUGGAGCAGAUGCUCAAGGGCGUCGGCGCCGCGGCCGCCCCGGCGCCCUUCGUCCCGCACCCGGCACCGUCGUUCCACCCGGCUGCGUUUGCCCAGGCCGGCAAGUUCGUCCCGUACCCCAGCUACCCGCCGCCGGCCGCGUUCUGGCAGUGGAUACCGCCGACGUCCCUGGACACGUCCAAGGACCCCGCGCACUGGCCGCCGGUCGCGUAGUCGGCCAGCUGGUCGUGGCAUCAUUGCUCGGUGAUGCAUCGCCGCGUGUACUGGGCUUGCUCGCGGUGUAGAAUUUGACCGAGGCACGCCUGAAGAAAACUUCGGGGGUUGCUGAUUGUGUAGCAGUGUUUGUGCUUGUGUCGUGGAUAAAGAUCAGUGAGUGACGGGAUAUACUAAAAUUCAGCUGAUCAUUGCCGAUUGGAGAAGUCUAUGUAACAGCCCUAACUUUAAAGCAAUGAAGGUGAUAUGAUUAAACCA
Messenger RNA from Panicum hallii, 1188 nucleotides. RefSeq names its product transcription factor ILR3-like. NCBI's taxonomy places the organism in Eukaryota, Viridiplantae, Streptophyta, Magnoliopsida, Poales, Poaceae. Gene Ontology annotation, biological process: intracellular iron ion homeostasis; regulation of DNA-templated transcription. The record is from RefSeq and is a predicted model, not a curated record. Gene Ontology annotation, molecular function: DNA-binding transcription factor activity; protein dimerization activity. The transcript is spliced from 5 exons. The coding region runs from base 241 to 930 and encodes 229 amino acids.